AGUGCGGGACUUUUAUGUGACCGGUGUGGUGAGAAGAAGCCAUGGAGGUCUACCGAAGACCCUCUGGGCUGUUGCUGCUCCUCGGCCUGUCUCUGCUCGCUACUACCUUGCAGGGUGUGCAAGGUGAGUUGGAGUCCGACGGACCAUCAGAGUCCGAAUGUAGGCCAUAUAUUGAAAAAGCACUGAAACAUCAAUUGGAGACAGGCGACAGUAAAGAAGAUAUCCCCACUGCAGAGGUUACAGACGACUCCAAUGAUGGAGAAGACGAGACAAACGAAGAUGGCCAACAAAUCAGAGAAAAUGUCGAAAACGUUUCCGAACCGCAAGCCGAGCCAGAGGUAGGAAUCAGCUUUUUUCAAAGGUUUGCCUUAUUGGCGAGAUUUUUUCAAAGAACUCCAGAUAAAAAAGGAGAAGCAGCAAAUGAACGAGAGAGCCCCGAAGACAAGGGGGACAAUAAUAGUCGAGAGGAUCAGCCUUCUACGGAAGACAAAAAUAAAAGCGAAGAAACCGAAACUCAGCCAUCAAUAGAACAGGAAAAUGUUAGUAAUGAAACAGAUACAAAUAGUGAAGAUGUCAGGGAAGAUAGUAACGAACAGUUUAGCGAAGACAGCGCAGCAGAGAGUAGAGUAAAAAGGGAUGUAGAUAAUGAGGAAGAAAGUACAGGUACCUCUGAUGAAAACAAAGACAGUAAUGAAGAAAACCCAGAAGUUCAUGGACAAGAAGCACAAAGUAGUGAGGUGCAAGAUCAGACCCAUAGUGACACAGAGCAAGUCCAGAGUAUUGAAGAACAAGAUCAAAGUGCCGAAGAUCAAGUACAAAGUGAAGAAGAAACACAGAUCAUAGAAGAACAAGCUCGAAGUGCAGAAGAACAAGCUCAAAGUGCAGAAGAACAAGUACAAAGUGCAGAAGAACAAGCAGAGAGUGCCGAAGAACAAGUACAAAAUGCAGAAGACCAAGCACCAAGCACAGAAGAACAAACACCAAGCAAAGAAGAACAAGCAACAAGCACAGAAGAUCAAAUAGAAACCACUGAAGAACAAGCACAAAGUAUAGAAGAACAAGAACAAAGUAGUGAAGAACAAGCACAAACGGGAGAAGUUCACGAGGAAACUGAAAGUGCAGAACAAGUGGACAGUCUAGACGAACAAGAUAAUCAGGAAAAUAGUUCAUUGGAGAUAGAUCAACCACAAGCUCAAAGUGUUGAGGAGGAAAAUGAAAGUAGAGAGCAAGCCGAAAGUAUUCAGGAACAAGCCGAAAAUAUCCAGGAACAAGCCGAAAGUGUGCAGGAACAAGCCGAAAGUGUAGAAGAAACCCAAGAAAGUGUGAAUUCAAAAGAAACCGAAACCCAUGCAUCGGCUGAUUCAACUGAGGAACAUCAACCACAGACAUCAGCAGAAGAAACGGGACACGGCAGCAGCGACCCACAAGGAGGUACAGAACAAAAUAUCACAAAUGAAAGUGAAGAAACUGUCGGCGAGACAAGAUCUGAUGAAGAUGGUGGAAAUGUUGAAAGCAAUGAAGCUGAAAUUGUUGAAGAUCUUGCGGCACCAGCAGAUGGUACGCCUGGAGAAGAAAGGAAACCAGUUCCUGUUGAGGAUUUAAGUUUAGAUGUAGAAAUACCUAGUGAACUAAGACCCAGAGACCAUGUUGAACAAUUACUGAAAUUGGAUGAAGAAUCUUCCGAAACUGAAAAAUUAAUUAAUAAAGUAUCAGAGAUUACUCUGAAGGCGUUGAAAAAGCUUUAUGAAAAUGCUAUAAAACCACUGGAAACGCUAUAUAAGUACAGGGACCUCAGCAACAGACAUUUUGGUGACGCCGAGAUAUUUUCUAAGCCUUUAAUACUGUUCAUGGGACCUUGGAGCGGUGGCAAAUCAUCUAUCAUCAACUACUUGGCUAACAAUGAGUAUAAUGAAACAUCACUCAGAACAGGGGCUGAACCAUCACCAGCGUAUUUCAACAUUUUGAUGCAUGGGAAUGAACCCGAAAUCAUCGAAGGAACAGAACUAGCUGCAGAUUUCACUUUCUCAGGCCUACAGAAGUUCGGCCAAGGGUUGGAAGAAAGACUUCGAGGUGUCAAACUUCCAUCAAAGCUCUUGGAGAAGGUCAAUAUUGUGGAGAUACCUGGGAUACUAGAAGUGAGAAAGCAAGUAUCAAGAGUGUUUCCAUUCAAUGAUGCCUGCCAAUGGUUCAUCGACAGAGCUGAUAUCAUAUUCUUGGUUUAUGAUCCUUCAAAACUGGACGUCGGACCAGAAACCGAAGCUAUUCUGGAUCAACUCAAAGGAAGAGAACACCAGACUCGAAUUAUUUUGAACAAAGCUGAUCAAGUGAAACCAGAAGAGCUGAUGAGAGUUCAGGGGGCUCUUAUUUGGAACAUUUCGCCACUUAUGUCUUCACCACAACCCCCAGUAAUGUACACGACAUCUCUUUGGUCUAGGCCAUACGAACCUUGGGCGCCAGUCCGGCUACUCCAGGCCCAAGAAAGGGCUUUCUUGAGGGAUCUGAGGAGUGCCAUCGAGAAACGAAUUGAAAAUAAAAUAGCUAGUGCACGAAGAUUUGCGGUGCGUGUACGGAAUCAUGCCAAAAUGGUAGACUGCUACCUGACGACCUACUACAAUCACAAAUCAGUUUUCGGUAAUCGAAAACAAGUUGCUGAUGAGAUAACCGAGCAUCCACAAGACUACCACAUCUACGAAGGUCUUUCUACGUUAACAAACAUUUCCAGAUACGAUCUUCCAGAUCCAGACGUCUAUAGAGACUUCUUCAAAUUGAACCCGCUAUACGAAUUCCAGCAAUUAUCAGCGACGUGUACAUAUUUCAGGGGUUGUCCAAUCAAUAGGUUAGACGUUGCGAUUGCUUAUGAUCUACCAGAGUUGGUGGGUACGCACAAAAGAUUAAUGGAGUCCACCUUGACAGAUGCGACAAGUCAAUCGACUACCACACCAGGAAGUUGAGACUUGAUGAGACGAGCAAGUAUUAACUUUUUGUAGGACGAGUCCUGCGUAAUGGAUUUAUCCCAGGAUGUCAUGGAUUGGACCAGUUAGUUUUCGUUAUAAAGAUGAUUGAUCACCCAAUGUAUUUUGUUUUUAAUCUGUUCGAAGUUUUGGGAUAAAUAUUCUGAAUAUAAGACUUUGGACGCAUCACGCGUCAUUUUCAGUUAGAUUUUCGAAAAGUCGAUCUUUUGUCGUGUGACUUUUCGCAAAAUUACCUCUUCACUAGGACUGAUGUUCUAAGUGUAAAUUGACGACAUUUUCACUGAUGAUUCAUGCUUUCAAUAGUCUCCUGCCACGUGUGUUGAUCGCAUUUAAAGAGUUAUUGCUAUCGGAGUGUUCAAGCAUAUUCAUUUAUCGACUUCAAAAGAGUGGGUUUCACAUAAUUUUGACACCAGAUGUACAAUUCCUUACUAAACAUUGCAUAAAACUGUGAGAAGUUUCAUUGUUGUUAUGUGUAUAUUGUAUGUACAGAUAAUGGAUUAUCAUAGUUGUAUUAUUUAGAUUUUUUUUUCAUUUGAAUUAUUUGUGGAUGAUAUAUGUGAGAAGACACAUUAGGUUAAGUAACUGAAUAAAAUAAAUAUAUUUUCAUUUGUAGCUUGGGUUUAUUUAUCUAUGCAGUCUAAAACACACUCCAUCAAUGAUAAAUCGAUACAAAAAUUACAAGUCACCUCUACUUACCUGAACCUGGGGUUUAUAACUGUAACUCUGUAAAGGAGUAUACAAUACAAACAUUUCAGAGGUUCCCUGGAAAUAUUCGAUUGGAGAAACUCUUAUCAAUGACUUCAAAAUAAAACAAUAUGAUAUUACUUCAUGCAAUGGUAUUGUGAAAAUUUGAGUUUCAAUUAUUUUUCUCAUGGUAUUUUGCUUCUAUAGAGUUGAAAUCUAUAAGGUAUGGUAGGUUUGAAAUGUACGUGGAUAUCUUGUACAUAAUAAAAAACGCUUGGAAUAAUACCGUUAUUUAUUGAUUAUAUGCGAUCUGAAAAAUAUUUCAUCCCGUAACGAAACAAACAAAAAUAAAAGAUCAUAUCUCCUUAUAAAAAUAUGAAACACUAUUUGUAUAAACGUAUAAUAUAUAGAAAUUCAACAAUCAGUCCUUCAAAAUUCUAAUACAAGGCACUUGAUAUUUAGGCAGCGCAGAGUGAACAUUCUUCAAAAUAUUCGAGAGAACAUGCAAAUACUAAUACACUAGCAAGAACAGGAGUGGGUAUUCAUAAAACUGAAGGUAAUAAUUCAGGAAAUGAAUUUAUAAAUACCUCGUACUACCUCCAAUGGCAUAGAAUUUUUAAAAUUGUUCAUGAUUUUAUAACAGACCCACCAAAAGUAUCUAUAUAAUACAAAAAUAAAUUUCUGUUCAAAACCAAAGUGAAAAUACUAAAAGGCAUCAUCAUAUCACCGUUCCUUAACCAAUGCUAGUAGAAUUUUCAGAAACUAUAUACACUCACCGGCAAAAAACCGGCCACCGAAAAUUUUGCCCAAAUUAUUCAGCAUGUAACUUUUUUAAUCAACGUCCGAUUUUUGUGAAAGUUCGAUCAAAUCGUAGAUCCAUGUUCCGGAAUGUUGGCCUAAUUAUUAGUUUUCCUGAGAAACUGAUGACUUGAUCAUUAUACAGAAAAAAACCAAAGUUACUCUUUCACCCUAUAUUUCUCAACGCAUUGUGGAAAAAUUUCGUGGUUGAACUUGGCUUAUUCAUUAUGCUUCGGAUUAAAUUGUGAUCCCUUCUUAACACAAUAGAUUUUGAUUCACGUCAAUAUUUUAUUUUUAAGAGAAGAUACGAGUGUUUUAAGAAAGUAUGGCAUUUUUCAAUUUCCUUGAAUUCUCCUUGAAGGGCGAACCGUAGUUCUUGAAGAGUCUCUGACAAGGCUGGACAAAGGCGAAUGUGCCUCAGGUCACCCCUAAGAUGCUUAAUAGGUUCUUAGUUAUUGUUAUAGAAAAUUAAAAAAAUCUAUAUUUUCUUGGAAACACUUGUAUCCUCUCUCAAAAAGAAGAUAUUGACGUUAAUCAAUAACCAUUGUAUGAAGAAGGGACGAAGGAGGAUCACAAUUCAAUUAAAAAUAUGAUGGAGAAGAUUUGAGAAUUGUUCUGAAUUAUUGUUGAUAAAAAUUUAAAAAAUCCAUACUAUCUUGAAACACUUGUAUCUUCCCUCAAAGAGUGAUUAUCGACGUGAAUCAAAAACCAUCAUGUUGGGAAGGGAUAACACUUCAAAACAUAAUAAGCUAUGUUAAACCACUAACCUUCCCCACAGGGCGUUAUGAGGUUAAGGGUGAAAAAGUAACU
Phaedon cochleariae (mustard beetle) is the source of this 5264-nucleotide messenger RNA. The record is from the annotation of a GenBank genome assembly. NCBI's taxonomy places the organism in Eukaryota, Metazoa, Arthropoda, Insecta, Coleoptera, Chrysomelidae.